CCUCCAGGGCUCCAAAGAUUAAAAAACAGCCAAUUGGACUCCUUCAACUUGGCGGCAACUCUCACUCCUGGUGUCCACCACUGAGUUUGGGCUUUGGUGUCUUGUAAUGUUAUUAUUUUUACAAUUUUAAAUGGAUCGGAGAGCCACGCGGCCAGCAUGUCCAUCUGCAUCGUCGUCAAUACCGCUUCAAGAUGGCGGCCGCGUGUGACGUGAUCUCCACUCGACGAUUGUAGAACCACCACCACCACAGAAGAAGAAGGCAUUGAAAUAGACGCGUGAGUACGACGAGGUUGAUCGAACGUAUCGAAGCGGGAAUUGAAAAUCGUCCAAAUGUUGAAAGAUUUGGUGAGGGAGCGACUGCUUGCGGCCGCCGACGAAAUCUUCGGACUUUUUGAGAAAACAAUCGCGUCGUACGAGGAGCAACUUCGUCGAGCGAGAGAGGAGAGCGAGCGGCAACGACGACAACUGGAAGCUUUUUCCAAGACGCAACUGGUGUUGCACGUCCCAGACGCGCAGGGGCUGAUGGGUCACCAAGCACAACAACUUCCCCCUCAGCUGCAGGGGACCCCCGCCGAUGUGGAGCACACGCAGCCCCUCCAAGUUAAAGAGGAGGACGAGGCGACGGCUGUCCCCACGAAAAGUGAUGAAGGACCCCGCGAGUUGCAACACGUGAUGACAGAGACCAAAGGACUCCGCGGCGCCGUUCCGCAAGGAGACCACCUCUUCGCUCCGCUGUCCGACAGCGACGACAUUGAAGAACUUUUGAGGAGCGGGACGGACAGCGAAGAACUGGAGGGAAGCUCCAGUUUGGCGCAUGUCCGGCUUCGCCGCAUUAAGCAGGAAGAGGAGGAAGAGGAGGAGGAGGAGUCCAGCAUCAGCAACAUGCUGCUGACCGGCGCCGCGGCGAAGAGCGAAGAUGACGACAAAUCGCCCGACUGGUCCCCGCUUGAGCAUCAGAGUCCGACGCCGCGCGGCCAGUCGCACGUGAGCACCCGCGCCGGGGAGAAAUCCUUGAGCUGCUCAGUUUGCGGUCACAGAGCCUCUCGACAGAUUCACCUGGUGGCGCACAUGAGGAAACACAGGGGGGGUAACCCCUUGAGCUGCUUCGUUUGCUGCCAAAGGUUUAGUUCCAAGGCGGCUUUGGCGGCGCACCGGGUCACGCACGCCGCCGGCAAACCUUUCGUCUGCCCGGUUUGCGGCAAAAUCUUUUCCUGCGAGAAAAACGUCAGCGAUCACAUGCGCACGCACAGAGAGGACUCCUAUCGUUGUUCCGUUUGCGAGAAGCGCUUCGCUCAGAAGGUGACGUUGGAAUGGCACAUGAAAGCGCACGCCUUGGAGCAAACCUUCACCUGCUCGUUUUGCGGCAAAACCUUCUCUCAAGAGGCCUCCAUGGCGACGCACGCGCAGAUACACACGGGGGGGAAAGCCUUCGCCUGCGCUGUGUGCGGCAGGAGGUUCUGCGUCGAGGCAAACAUGGCGGCGCACAUGAAAACGCACGACGGCGGGAAACUACUCUCGUGAACCGACUCGCAAACGUGCUCAUCCGAUCGCCUUCAGAGACCUUCGUGGCCUAGCGUGUCCGACUCUCAAGCAUGAAAAUAACUCGUGUGAAGUUUAAUGCUUGAUUUGCGAUUCGAGCUUCACACAGGUAAGAAACAUGGCUGACGGUGUGACAACUUUUGCUCAGGGUGGUGCCACGUGCCGAAAACAUGCGCCACAUAUGCUGCACAUUUGACCUGGACCAAUGCCCCCCCCCCAAAA
Messenger RNA from Hippocampus comes (tiger tail seahorse), 1761 nucleotides. RefSeq names its product zinc finger protein 771-like. The record is from RefSeq and is a predicted model, not a curated record. Gene Ontology annotation, molecular function: RNA polymerase II cis-regulatory region sequence-specific DNA binding; DNA-binding transcription repressor activity, RNA polymerase II-specific. Gene Ontology annotation, biological process: regulation of transcription by RNA polymerase II. The coding region runs from base 331 to 1521 and encodes 396 amino acids. NCBI's taxonomy places the organism in Eukaryota, Metazoa, Chordata, Actinopteri, Syngnathiformes, Syngnathidae. The transcript has 3 exons. Gene Ontology annotation, cellular component: nucleoplasm.